AUGGGUUCAAAAAUGGGAGAUCGUGGACGAUGCUGUGCAGCUUAUUCCGUUGUUGGGGCAAUGUUUACCCUUUGGGUCGCCAUUAUGCUGCACGUUCAACCCUUUUUCAUCUUGGGAAUUGACGACUCGGCAAAAGCUCGGGAUAACGCCUUUGGCGCCUUUGUAACAUUCUUGGCCACCUUUGUCGCUUCGUCGGUUGGAGUCUGGUACGAUUCGAACAUAGAGCACGAUGAAAUUGAAACCGCUGGUGCCGGAGCCGAAACGGAAUACCAACUGGCUCAAGAUGUCCCUAGUUAUGGAACCAACUAA
This is a messenger RNA of Cylindrotheca closterium, 309 nucleotides long. The record is from the annotation of a GenBank genome assembly. Lineage: Eukaryota; Bacillariophyta; Bacillariophyceae; Bacillariales; Bacillariaceae.